CACCCACAUACAUUCUAUAUUCAACAAAAAAAAGUAACAAUAAACUGUAAACUCCCUCGAGUCAUACUUCAAUAUACGGAGAAUUGGCUCUAUCUAGCUGGUACACAGUUGUUCUGGCUGGGGUCGUGCGUCACACACAGGUGCAUAUGCACACAGCCAAAAUGCAAUCCUUAACGGCCCUGACAUCUCUCCCACGCCAGCUUCCCACCCACAGCUAGACCUACUUAUACAUCUAUCAUGCCUGACGCCAACGAAGCCCCGCCGUCUGAAUUAGACAUGGACGUGGACGAGGAAAUCAACAAGGAAGACGCACUCUUUGAUGAAAGCGAAGGCGAGGACCUCAACGGCAACAUGGUGCCCGAGUUGCCCCAGCUCAGCCGCAAGGACAAAACGCUCAAGGAGAUUGUGGACAUGAUGGAUGACUUUGCUCCGAUCAUUCCAGAUGCGGUCACUGACUACUACUUGGCCAAGAACGGGUUCGACUGCAGUGACGUCAAGAUUAAGCGUGUGUUGGCGUUGGCAACGCAGAAGUUCAUCUCAGAUAUCGCGACAGACGCAUACGAGUUUUCGCGCAUCCGCUCGGUGGCGUCGGUCUCAAACUCGCAGGCCAAGGCGCGGCAGCUACUUGCGUCGCAGCAGGCAGGGAGCACGUCUUCCGGCGGUGGCUCGACUGCCAACCAAGCAAAGAUUGUCUUGACAAUGGAGGAUCUCAGUGCGGCGUUGUCUGAGUACGGGUUGAACGUGAAUAAGCCAGAGUUUUAUCGUUAGCUCGAGUGGCGGUAUUUGAACCCGAAUACAAUGCACGUGCCAUAUCUGCGAGUUAGCUCACACUCGUGAGUUCACAUUCGCGCAGCGCAUAACCCGAGCAUAGACGUCUCUAUUCGCUACUUUGUAUAUUAGUAUUCUGUUUUAUAUCUGUGAAUAAAGGGAGCAUCUUUCUAUAGAAACAGGCGAGAAGUGUCAUGUCUUAUCAAAACGAUACCAGAUUAGUAGGUAUGUCUAAAACUACCAGCUUUACAAUUUGUAGACCAAAGCCUGUUUAUUCACACUUUAAAUAAAGGAUCAAACAUAAAUACAACUCCCG
Babjeviella inositovora NRRL Y-12698 is the source of this 1084-nucleotide messenger RNA. RefSeq lists its product as uncharacterized. The coding region runs from base 238 to 768 and encodes 176 amino acids. The transcript has a single exon. Gene Ontology annotation, cellular component: SAGA complex; nucleus; transcription factor TFIID complex. Gene Ontology annotation, biological process: transcription initiation at RNA polymerase II promoter. NCBI's taxonomy places the organism in Eukaryota, Fungi, Ascomycota, Pichiomycetes, Serinales. The record is from RefSeq and is a predicted model, not a curated record. Gene Ontology annotation, molecular function: promoter-specific chromatin binding; RNA polymerase II general transcription initiation factor activity.